CCUACUCAACGUGCAUUCAAAUCAAACCACAAAAACCAAACCAUCCUUAAAAUAAAAGGAUUUUCAAGGCUCAAACACAGCCAAUCCAAGAAGCAGGCAAUUCUACAAGUGGCUCUGCUUCUUCACCUCAGAGAGACACAACCAUCUGAAAACUUAAAAAAAUAAUUGCAGUCUAAAGAAACCCAAAAACCAGUAAAGAAAAUAAUGGCUUGUGCUGCAUUAUCAGCAAACAGCUGCACCAUAGCCUCAUCUUCUAGUGGAAGAUUGAGCUUUUGUACUUACCAAAAGGACACAAAAUUUAGGCAGAAGCAUAGUCUAAUUCGAUUCAGAAUUCGGGCUUCAACUGAUGAAGAUUGCAAUGAUGAAGAAUGUGCUCCAGAUAAGGAGGUUGGGAAGGUGAGCAUGAAUUGGGUAGCUGGGGACAACACCAAAGUGGUCGGGACAUUUCCACCUCGUAAGCCGCGUGGCUGGACAGGGUAUGUUGAGAAGGAUACUGCUGGGCAGACAAAUAUAUACUCUGUUGAGCCUGCAGUUUAUGUAGCAGAAAGUGCUAUCAGCUCUGGGACAUCAGGCACCUCAUCUGAUGGAGCAGAGAACACCGCAGCUAUUGCAGGUGGGUUAGGCUUAAUUGCUGUUGCAGCUGCUUCAUCGAUUCUCCUUCAAGUUGGGAAGAACUCGCCUCCUCCAGGACAAACAAUAGAGUACUCAGGACCAUCCCUUAGCUACUAUAUCAACAAGUUUAAGCCCGCGGAAGUUGUCCAAGCUUCAGUAACUGAGGCACCAACUGCACCAGAAGUUGAAGCUGUCCAAGCUUCAGUAGCAGCACCAGAAACAGAAGUACCAAAUGCACCACAAGUUGAAAGUUCUGCCCCAGAAGCUCCUGCUCCCCAAGUUGAGGUCCAAUCUGAAGCCCCUCAGGACACUUCAAGUUCAAGUUCUAACAUCUCUUAGGACAAAUCAUUUUGUUUUCUUGUAUAUUUUAUUUGUAGAGAUGACCUAGUAUACAUAUUCCAGUAAGUAUUUGUAAUACUAUUAUUCAAAUAGAACUAUUCUACGUGUCAAAUAUCAAUUAUGAGUUCUUAAUUGAGUUAGUUCAAUGAUCAUACCUCUAUAUGAAA
Molecule: messenger RNA, 1118 nt
Organism: Lycium ferocissimum
Lineage: Eukaryota; Viridiplantae; Streptophyta; Magnoliopsida; Solanales; Solanaceae
Product: protein MAINTENANCE OF PSII UNDER HIGH LIGHT 1
Exons: 3
Coding region: 205-951 (248 amino acids)
Biological process (GO): regulation of protein complex stability
Cellular component (GO): chloroplast thylakoid membrane
Source: RefSeq, a predicted model, not a curated record